UUUUAGAAUUUAUAGUGAAAAAAUGACUCAACCAGUAGCUGAUAUUGCUGUUAUUGGACUUGCAGUAAUGGGACAAAAUUUAAUUUUGAAUAUGAACGAUCAUGGAUUUGUGGUUUGUGCAUUCAAUAGAACAGUUCAAAAAGUCGAAGAAUUUCUUGCAAAUGAAGCUAAAGGGACUAAAAUAGUUGGAGCAACUUCUUUAGAACAUAUGGUUAAACUUCUCAAACGGCCUCGCAGAGUUAUGCUUUUGGUAAAGGCUGGAAGUGCUGUUCAGGAUAUGAUUGACAAAAUAGUCCCACUUUUGGAAUCUGGAGAUAUUAUUAUUGAUGGAGGGAAUAGUGAUUAUCAUGAUUCUAAUGUAAGGUUUUCUUUUAAGGAUUUUUUUGGGGGAAUUUGGAGUUUGGGGCUGUUGGUUCUUGACAGUGUGCCUCGGUUUUGUAAACACCAAUUUUUGUAUCCGUCCAAAAUAAAAAUGGUGAAAUGUCUAAAACCGGAAGUGUGUAAUAGAGAUCUAGCCAACCCGAUUCCCGAAAACCGGGAAUUGAAUUUUUAUAGACGAUUUGAAGAAUUGGCAAAGAAAGGAAUUUAUUUUGUUGGUUCCGGUGUCAGUGGUGGUGAAGAAGGAGCCAGAUAUGGGGUUAUUUUUAUACUUACACUUAAUCCAAUUUCACUUAUUUUAAUCCUUUUUCAGCCUUCUUUAAUGCCUGGUGGUUCUCCAGAAGCCUGGAAACAUUUAAAACCAAUCUUCCAAGGAAUCGCAGCAAAAGCCCCAGAUGGCCUUCCAUGUUGUGAAUGGGUGGGGACUGCAGGUUCUGGACAUUUUGUCAAAAUGGUUCACAAUGGAAUCGAGUAUGGCGAUAUGCAGUUAAUUUGUGAGGCUUUCCAUUUAAUGAGUGAAGGAUUGGGACUUGAUUUUACAAAAAUGGCUGAGAUUUUUGAGGAUUGGAAUAAAGGAGAACUCGAUUCUUUUCUGAUAGAAAUUACUGCAAACAUUUUACGUUAUCGUGAUGAAGAUGGAGAGCCAAUGGUGCCGAAAAUACUUGACUCUGCUCAACAGAAAGGUACGGGUAAAUGGACGGGCAUUGCUGCACUUGAAUAUGGAAUUCCUGUUACUUUAAUUGCUGAAGCAGUUUUUGCCCGUUGUUUAUCUUCUCUAAAAGAACAACGUGUUAGUGCUUCGAAAGUUUUACCUGGACCAGUAAAGAAAUCUAAAGAAAUUAUUAAAGACUUGGAAUUAUUUAUUCAUAAUCUUGGACAGGCUUUAUACGCUUCCAAAGUUGUCAGUUAUGCUCAAGGAUUUAUGCUACUUUCUGAGGCGAGUAAUCAUUUUAAUUGGAAUUUGGAUUAUGGGGCCAUUGCAAUGAUGUGGAGAGGUGGAUGUAUUAUUCGUUCGCGAUUUUUGGGACGAAUUAAAAGUGCCUUUGAGAAAAAUCCGAAGCUUGUAAAUUUACUUUUGGAUGAUUUCUUUCUUGAUGCGAUGAAGAAUGCUCAGGUUAAUUUUUUUGAGAAUUUUUGA
Molecule: messenger RNA, 1516 nt
Organism: Meloidogyne enterolobii
Lineage: Eukaryota; Metazoa; Nematoda; Chromadorea; Rhabditida; Meloidogynidae
Source: the annotation of a GenBank genome assembly